Messenger RNA from Aspergillus affinis, 486 nucleotides. RefSeq names its product DUF1772 domain-containing protein. The transcript has a single exon. Lineage: Eukaryota; Fungi; Ascomycota; Eurotiomycetes; Eurotiales; Aspergillaceae. The record is from RefSeq and is a predicted model, not a curated record. Bases 1 to 486 code for a protein of 161 amino acids.
AUGGCUGACUCUAGGAACACUGUAGGAAAUAUUGCUGCUCUCAGCCUGAUCGCCAUGCCCGCCCUGGGUGAAGUUCGGUCCGAGAAUGCAGUGCCCCAGGGUGUUAUUCUCAAAUUAUGGCAUAAGAUGUACGAAGCGGGCAAGGCUCAGAAUCCACCUAUUGCUGCUGCCGCAGCAUCAGCUUUCUUUUACCUCGCGUGGUCAGGCCGUGAAGGCGGCCACUUGUUUCGCCAUGCGAGGUUUAAUCUAGCCGGGCUUUACUCUACAGCUGCGAUUCUGACUCUGGGCAUCGUGCCAUAUACCAUUGUUACAAUGCGAUCUACAAACAACACCCUCAUCGGAUUGGCACAAUCUUCGAAACCCCUCACGAAUACUGAAGAGACAAAAAGCAGGAAUCUUUUGGGUCGAUGGGUGGUUUUGAAUGGAAUCCGCAGCCUUCUUCCUCUUGCCGGGGCUUUGUUUGGUAUAACUGCGAUUUUUGCUUGA